CGACUAUAUGGGAGGAAAUUUAGCAGAGAAGACCACGUGCUUUUUAUCAAAUUGUUGUAUGAGUUGGUAACAAUUCCAAAACUAGAGAUCAGCAUGAUGCAAGGAUUUGCACGCCUGUUGAUAAACCUGUUAAAGAAAAAAGAACUGCUUUCCAGGGAUGAUCUAGAGUUACCAUGGAGACCACUUUAUGAAAUGUUGGAAAGGAUAUUAUACUCCAAAACAGAACAUCUCGGAUUAAAUUGGUUCCCCAAUUCUGUAGAAAGUGUUCUGAAAACACUUGUGAAGAGCUGCAGACCAUAUUUUCCAGAAGAUGCCACUGCAGAGAUGCUAGAUGAGUGGAGACCUUUAAUGUGCCCAUUCGAUGUCACUAUGCAAAAGGCUAUUACCUACUUUGAACUGUUUCUACCUACUACCCUUCCCCCUGAACUUCACCAGAAAGGUUUCAGGCUUUGGUUUGAUGAAUUUAUAGGCCUUUGGGUGUCAGUUCAAAAUCUUCCCCAAUGGGAAGGGCAUCUAGUAAAUCUUUUUGCUCGCUUGGCCACUGACAACAUUGGGUACAUAGACUGGGAUCCGUAUGUACCAAAGAUUUUUACCAGAAUUUUGAGGAGUUUAAAUCUUCCAGUGGGAAGCAAUCAAGUUGUUGUUCCAAGGUUCUUAACGAAUGCUUAUGAUGUAGGACAUGCAGUAAUGUGGAUCACAGCCAUGAUGGGUGGACCAAGUAAACUGGUACAGAAGCACUUGUCUGGAUUGUUCAAUAGCAUUGCCUCUUUUUAUCAUCCUUCAAAUAAUGGGCGCUGGCUGAACAAGCUGAUGAAACUACUUCAGAGGUUACCCAGUGGUGUUGUCAGAAGGCUGCAUCGUGAGCGCUACAAGAAAGUGACUUGGUUAACUCCUGUGCCUGAUAGUCAUAAACUUACCGAUCAGGAUGUAACAGACUUUGUAGGAUGCAUUAUUCAACCUGUUCUUCUGGCUAUGUUUAGUAAAACUGGAAGCCUGGAGGCUGCCCAAGCCCUGCAGAACCUUGCACUGAUGCGUCCUGAAUUAGUAAUUCCACCUGUACUUGAGAAAACAUAUCCUGCACUUGAGACAUUGACAGAACCUCAUCAGCUCACAGCUACUUUAAGCUGUGUCAUUGGUGUAGCUCGCAGCCUCGUGUCUGGAGGGAAGUGGUUUCCUGAAGGUCCGACGCACAUGCUACCUCUGCUGAUGAGAGCAUUGCCUGGGGUGGAUCCAAAUGACUUCAGCAAAUGCAUGAUUACAUUCCAGUUCAUUGCAACGUUUUCUACUUUGGUGCCUUUAGUAGAUUGUUCAUCUGUAUUGCAAGAAAGAGAUGAUCUUUCAGAGGUGGAAAGAGAAUUGUGCUCUGCAACUGCUGAAUUUGAGGAUUUUGUACUGCAGUUUAUGGAUAGAUGCUUUGGACUUAUAGAGAGCAGCACACUAGAACAAACCAGAGAGGAGACUGAAACUGAGAAAAUGACUCAUCUAGAGAGUCUGGUGGAAUUAGGUCUCUCUUCUACCUUCAGUACAAUCCUUACUCAGUGUUCAAAGGACAUUUUUAAGGUUGCCUUGGAGAAAGUUUUUAACUUUGCUGUUUCGAAUAUAUUUGAGACAAGAGUUGCUGGUCGAAUGGUUGCCGAUAUGUGCCGAGCUGCGGUAAAAUGCCGCCCCGAGGAGUCCUUGAAGUUGUUUGUACCACAUUGCUGCAAUGUUAUAACUCAUCUCACAGUCAAUGAGGAUGUAUUACGUGAUGAAGAACUCGAUAAGGAGCUACUUUGGAAUCUUCAGCUUUUGUCAGAGAUCACUCGAGUGGAUGGAAAGAAGUUGCUACCGUACAGGGAGCAGCUUGGGAAGAUACUGCAGCGAACCCUACAUUUAACCUGUAAGCAGGGUUACAUUCUGUCUUGUAACCUACUGCACCACCUUCUUCGUUCUGCUACACUUAUCUACCCCACAGAGUACUGCAGUGUGCCAGGUGGCUUUGACAAGCCUCUUUCUGAAUACUUUCCUAUCAAGGACUGGGGUAAACCAGGUGACUUGUGGAACUUGGACAUCCAGUGGCAUGUUCCUUCAUCUGAGGAAAUAAACUUUGCUUUUUAUUUGCUGGAUACUUUUCUUCAGCCUGAGCUCACUCGACUGGAGCACUAUGCAGCUGGAAAACUAGAAAUGUCCAGAGAUGAUGUGCAGCAGUGUCUUGCUAUAGUGCACAACUGCUUGAUUGGUUCUGGGAACGUUCUGCCUCCUCUAAAAGGAGAAAGGGUAGCUCAUCUGGUCCCCAGUCUGGUGUCUUUAGAAGAGACCAAGCUGUACACCGGUGUUGAAUAUGAUUUAUCCAGAGAGAAUUAUCGGGAAACAAUCGCAAGGGUUACAAGGAAAUUGCUGCACUAUAUACUUGAUAACUCAGAAGAUGAUACCAAGUCUUUAUUUCUAAUAAUAAAGAUUAUUAGUGAUGUUUUGCAGUUCCAAGGAUCUCACAAGCAUGAGUUUGAUUCACGAUGGAAAAGCUUUAAUCUAGUGAAAAAAUCAAUGGAGAACAGGCUUCAAGGAAAAAAACAACAUAUCAGAGCUUUGCUGAUAGACAGAGUUAUGUUGCAGCAUGAGCUGAGAACACUAACAAUGGAAGGUUGUGAAUACAAAACUUCCCACCAGGAAAUGAUCAGAGAUCUUUUGUGUUUGUCCACAAGUUCAUAUGGUCAGGUCAGAAGCAAAGCUCAGCAAGCAUUCUUCACAGCUCUGGGAACGUACAAUUUUUGUUGCAGAGAUAUCAUUCCCUUGGUUUUGGAAUUUUUGCGUCCAGACCGGCAAGAUGUCACUCAAAAGCAAUUUAAAGGUGCCUUAUAUUGUCUUCUCGGAAAUCACAGUGGAGUGUGCUUGGCAAAUCUUCACGACUGGGAUUGCAUUGCGCAGACGUGGCCAGCCAUUGUUUCUUCUGGGCUUAGCAAAGCAAUGUCCUUGGAAAAACCAUCCAUCGUUAGACUCUUUGACGACCUAGCAGAAAAAAUCCACAGGCAGUAUGAAACGAUUGGAUUGGAUUUUGCAGUUCCAGAGAAAUGCAUUGAGAUAGCCAUUAUGCUGCAAAAAUCAGAACAUUCAAGUUCAAGCUUCACAGGCCUUCGUUCAGAAGAAAUUCAGUUAGGAAUUCAGCGACAGAAAGAAAAGAAUGCUGAGGCUCUGCGAAACUAUGAAAAUUUGGUCAACAUGCUGCUAGACUGUGUGGAACAAAGAAAUCUUCCCUGGAAGUUUGAGCACAUAAGCAUUGGAUUUCUGUCUCUGCUCCUGAGGGAUGAUAGGGUGCUGCCCGUCCGUGCCAUAAAGUUUUUCGUGCAGUGUCUCAACCACGAUGCAAUUGUAGUUCGUAAGGUGGCCAUCUCAGCUGUGGCUGGUAUUCUUAAGCAACUUAAGAGAACACACAAGAAAGUGCCCAUCUGCCCUUAUGAAAUAAGUGGAAACCCUAAGCCUUCCAACAUUCAGGCUGGCGACAGGCCGGAUAACCAGUGGCUGCACUAUGACAGUCAGCGCUUACCAAAGACAAAGGAAGCGUGGGAGGCGUGUUGUUUUGUGGAGAAGACGCACUGGGGGUAUUAUACCUGGCCUCGAACUAUGACAGUUUAUGCUCCAGUUGAGCAUCAACCAAAGCUUGGACGAAGGAGAGACGAGCUGACAGAGGCAGAACAAAUUAUAUAUGAUCACUUUUCUGAUCCCAAGUUUGUCGAGCAGUUAAUAAAAUUUCUGUCUUUAGAAGACAGAAAAGGAAAAGACAAAUUUAAUCCUCGCAGAUUUUGUCUCUUCAAGGGCCUUUUCAGAAACUUUGAUGAUGCCUUCUUGCCAGUUCUUCAGCCUCAUUUAGAACAGCUUGUGGCAGACUCCCACGAAAGCACCCAGAGAUGUUUAGCUGAAAUUAUAGCUGGCUUAAUAAGAGGUUCUAAACACUGGACGUUUGAGAAGGUGGAAAAACUUUGGAAGCUUCUCUGUCCAUUGCUUCGAACGGCUUUAUCCAACAUUACAGUGGAAACCUAUAACGAUUGGGGCACAUGCAUAGCAACCUCCUGUGAGAGCAGAGAUCCUAGGAAACUGCACUGGCUGUUUGAAUUGCUGUUGGAAUCUCCAUUGAAUGGUGAAGGAGGAUCAUUUGUAGAUGCAUGCCGACUCUAUGUGCUGCAAGGUGGCCUUGCCCAGCAGGAGUGGAGAGUGCCUGAGCUGUUGCACAGACUGCUCAAGUACUUGGAACCCAAACUCACACAGGUUUACAAAAACGUCCGAGAGAGAAUAGGAAGUGUUUUGACCUACAUAUUCAUGAUAGAUGUUUCCUUGCCAAAUACUGCUGCAACUAAAUCUCCUCGCAUCCAUGAAUUUACUACCCGGAUACUUGAAAAUCUUAAACCCCUCAUGGAGGCAGAUGAAGAGAUUCAGAAUCACGUUAUGGAAGAGAAUGGAGUUGGUGAACAAGACGAGAGAACUCAGGGCAUUAAACUCUUGAAAACUAUUCUAAAGUGGCUGAUGGCAAGUGCGGGACGGUCCUUCUCUACAGCCGUCACAGAGCAACUCCAGCUUUUACCCUUAUUUUUCAAGAUUGCACCAGUAGAAAAUGACAAUAGCUAUGAUGAGCUCAAAAGAGAUGCUAAGAUGUGUUUGUCAUUAAUGUCUCAGGGUUUGCUGUAUCCUCAGCAAGUGCCUUUGGUACUUCAGGUGCUAAAACAAACAGCAAGAAGCAAUUCUUGGCACGCUAGGUAUACAAUAUUAACCUACCUCCAGACCAUGGUGUUCUACAAUCUCUUUAUCUUUCUCAACAAUGAAGAAGCUGUCAAUGACAUUAGAUGGCUGGUUAUAAAACUUCUCGAAGAUGAACAGCUUGAGGUGAGAGAAAUGGCUGCCACGACAUUAAGCGGUUUGCUGCAGUGCAAUUUUCUCACCAUGGAUGGGCCCAUGCAGACCCAUUUCGAGCAACUGUGCAAGAUGAGGUUACCAAAAAAACGCAAGCGAGACCUGGGUGCAGCGGUGGAUACAAUUCCUUCUGGUGACCUGGUGAAGCGCCACGCUGGUGUACUGGGACUGAGCGCAUGUAUUUUGUCAAGUCCGUAUGACGUACCCACGUGGAUGCCACAGCUCUUGAUGGAUCUCAGUGCCCACCUUAAUGAUCCACAGCCUAUCGAGAUGACUGUGAAAAAAACGCUGUCGAAUUUCCGGAGGACCCACCAUGACAACUGGCAGGAACAUAAGCAGCAGUUCACGGAUGACCAGCUCCUAGUGCUUACUGACCUUCUGGUUUCACCGUGCUAUUAUGCAUAG
Messenger RNA from Apaloderma vittatum (bar-tailed trogon), 5283 nucleotides. It is a transcript of the gene PSME4, whose product is annotated as proteasome (prosome, macropain) activator subunit 4. The record is from RefSeq and is a predicted model, not a curated record. Gene Ontology annotation, molecular function: proteasome binding; peptidase activator activity. Gene Ontology annotation, cellular component: spermatoproteasome complex; nucleus; cytosol. Gene Ontology annotation, biological process: proteasomal ubiquitin-independent protein catabolic process. Lineage: Eukaryota; Metazoa; Chordata; Aves; Trogoniformes; Trogonidae. Bases 94 to 5283 code for a protein of 1729 amino acids. The transcript is spliced from 45 exons.